AUGAAUAAGAUUUUCAGCUUCGGCAAGAGGAAGGAGCAGUCUCCAUCUCGCCCCUCCAACAAGCCGCCAAAUUUCUUUGGGGUCCAAAUACCCAACCCAUCCGAAGGAUACCUGAUCCGGAGCAAGGACCUCGGAAAGAUCCAUAGAGCUGCCUUGCGCGGGGAUGUAGCGAAGGUGCAGCAGCUGCUGCUGCUCGGAAAAAACUCCGUAAAUGAUCUGGAUAAGGUGAAGCGAACACCUCUUCACCUGGCUUGUGCUAAUGGACAAUCAGAUGUUGUGUGUCUCUUAGUAGAGAGAAAAUGUCAACUAAAUUUGCUGGAUAAGGACAAUCGAACACCUUUAAUGAAGGCAAUAGAGUGUCGGCAGGAGGAGUGUGCAACAAUCCUGCUGGAACAUGGUGCAGACCCUAAUCUUGGGGAUGCCAGGAACAACAAUGCACUUCACUAUAUUGCCUCUGGUCGGACCAAAUUCAUGGCAGAAAAACUGGUUAAAUAUAAAAUUGAUAUUGAAGCAAAAAAUAAGGAAGGCCUUACACCACUUUUGCUUGCGAUUUCAACAAUGAACUUUGAAAUGGCAGGUUUUCUCUUAAAAAAUGGAGCAAAUGUAAAUGCCUUGGAUAGCUGUAAAAGAACGGCCCUUAUGAUUGCUGUCAGUGUGGAAUCAAUAGGCUUGGUCACUCUUCUUCUUCAAAAUAACGCUGAUUAUACUCUCCAAGAUAUAGCUGGAUGGACAGCUCAGACGUAUGCUGAGCGGUAUGGUUAUCCUGUACAUAUUUAUCACAAACAAAUUGAAAAACAACUGGAACGUAAUAAUUCCUGUCCACCCCAAAUCAGCUGUUCAGAGGAGACUUCUGGCACUGUAACAUCCCUGGAUAAAAAAGCAGAAGAAAGUUCUUCAGAAGAUUCUAUAAGCAGACUCUCUUACAAAACAGGACCUGAUGAGACCUUGCCAAUGACAGAUGAUGAAUUGGAUUUUGAUACAGAGUGUUCCCAUGAAAGUCUCCUGGAAACAUCUGCCAGACGUCUAUUUGUAUUCAGAAAUCAAAACAUAAAAGAGAAAAUUUCCUUAAGAAAAAGUGAAGAUUUCAUAGAAGAAUUUGAUUUAACUGACACAGAUGACAUUGAUGGUAUUUUUCUUUUUUUUUUUUUCCCCUUUAUUUACAACUAUGAGAAUAAGUGUAAUUUUUUUUUUACAAAAUCACACAUGAUAGAAAAUGCAUCCUAUAGUCUUCAGGUUCUCUCUCUCUCUCUUUUUUUUAAUUUUGCAUUUUGAACACUUUAUUUCAAGUUUCAUUUUUAUACUUCUUGGCUCUUUUCUUUAUUGCAUGGAAUCACAUGAAUUCAAUGCUGCAUGUAUUCCCCAAUUCAAGUUGUCAUACAUGAACCAAUAUUAUAUUAAGUAUCUCCUGUUUGACUCUAGGAUGCAAAGACUAAGUUAUUAUUAUUAAGUUAUUAGUCACAAGGGAUUUACUUUCCCUAAAGAGGUACAAUAUAAAAACAGGUAAGUAUGUUACAAGAUCUGAGAAAACUGAAAGAAGAGUAUAAAAGGUUAAUAAAUGGUUGUGGAAGAAAGAUUUCAUAGAUGUGAUUCUUCCUAUAAUAAAGAAGUAGGAUGCCAGACAAGAGAAUGACCUACUUAAGUGCCAUAAGAAGAUUACUUAAGAGCAUUGUAUAGAGUAAACCAGAUAAGGUAGGAAUCUGAGAUAAGAAAACCAGAUAGAAAUUAACUGCAAAAAUCCAGGUAAGCAUUGAUGAGAUAAUGAAAGCAGAAAGGUAGAUUUGGGAAUGAAGAAAAGGGAGGUGAUGACAUUUAUUGUGGAGUGCCCAUUAGACUAGAAACCUGACAGCACUGAUAACUAAGAAGGUAGAAGAGGGUAAAACAAGAAAUGAGGUACUCAGGCUUGACUAUUUUAAAUUUGAAGCUCCAGCAAGACAAAUAGGCUGAGAAGUCCAGGAGCCAUACCUUUUAAAAUUCAUGGGUCUAAUGAAGAGCAGAAGUCAAUCAGACUAACAUCUUCCUUCCUCUGGACAUUGCAUCGCUUCUAAUGAAAUUAUAAAUCAUAUUGUGCUAGCUUUUUUUUUUUUUUGGCAACUAUCUAAAGUGAUAUUUAAAAUAAACAAUUCAAAAAAUACAAAUUCUGAAAAAAACCUUUAUCCAUAUCCUCCUAAUUUGAGUCUGAGCUUGUAUUGGUCAUUUUGUUAAAAAUGAUGACAGGUAAUUUGUCAAGUACUUUGCUGAAAUUUAAGUAUACAAUAAUCCCUUGGUCAUUCAGUCUAGUAACCUUAUCAAAUUGUGAAAAUAGUGUGGUAUUGUCUAUUUUGGCCAUUUCCCAAUGAAAUUCUGAUAAUAGAAUGAGAUUAGCAAGAAACAAUAAGAGAUUUUCACAGUGAGACAGUAUUUGAGGUUAUAAGGUCAAGAAAGAUAAAGACUGAGAAAAAAUCUUAUCUGAUUUAUCAAUUAAAAUACUAUUACUAACCUUGGAGUAAGACAUUUUGAUAGAGAGUUAGGCACAAAGCCAGAAAAAAAGUUUCAAAAGUGACUAUAAACAAAUUUGUUAAUUAAAAAAGAGUGGAGAUGUUGGACAAUAAUGUGGAGAUGCCAUAAUUAAAUUAAAAAUGGAUGAAAAUGUAGAGACCCCCAAAAUUAAUUAAUUAUUGUAUAUUCUGGUAAGAUUAUCCAUUUCAUCUCUCAUUAUUCUAUAUUUGCACUUUUUAUAUUAUUGUAAUCUUGUCAUAUUUUAAAAGAGAACAUUUAAACUCAUAAGCUGUUAGAAAUGUAUAUUUCAAGUUAAGGCCUAAUCUUCAAGAAGUAAGAGUAUUCUGAAAGAUAAAAGAAACUUAUACUGAAAUGAAAAUAGUUCAUAUUUGAAAAAAAUGAUGCAACCAUGUUUAGAAGAAAGGAUAGUUAGUUUAAAAAAUAUUCACUGAAAGGAUGCAAAUUGUAAGUAUAUUGUGGGAAAAUAUUUCAAAAUAGUGAAUAAAGAGCUGGCCUAAUGGCUUAAAUCACAUGGUUUCUAAUUUCAUCUAUGAUUCAAAGUAGUUAUGUGAUCCUGGGCAAUUGACUUCGAGAUUGAAAUUUCUGGCCCAAAGCCAGAAAAAAUAACUUGAGGAAUGACUGUAAAUAACUUUAGGAAUUAGACAGAUAAAAUGGGGGGGAGAUACUGGGACAAUAACUUGGAGAUGCCGCAAUUAAACAAAAUGUGGAAGAAAACUUAAAAUUAAAUAUUUAUUUCAUAUUCUGGUAUUUUUAUCUCAUUCAUACAUCAUUACCCUUUCCUUGCACUUUUUAAAACUAGUGUA
Messenger RNA from Antechinus flavipes (yellow-footed antechinus), 3299 nucleotides. Its product is annotated as ankyrin repeat domain-containing protein 7-like. The transcript is spliced from 10 exons. Gene Ontology annotation, molecular function: protein binding. NCBI's taxonomy places the organism in Eukaryota, Metazoa, Chordata, Mammalia, Dasyuromorphia, Dasyuridae. The record is from RefSeq and is a predicted model, not a curated record. Bases 1 to 1272 code for a protein of 423 amino acids.